CUGUGAUUUACGAGACCGUCAUUUACAGAGCAAUACGAGGAGUACUAAACGGUCAACACCAGGGAGGCCUUACACCAUCCGGCGCUGAGUGGCUCUCACCGCUUGUUCGUCGCCUAGUAGACUGCGAUGAGGCCAUUCUCCGGGACGAGGGUGGCUGGAACAGCGCCUUGAGAUGCUGGCUUGCUAGCCAAGCCAGUAGCCCCUGAUAUUCUCGCGACCGGGGUCUCUUGUGACUACAAAUACCCGCCUCUAGCAGUCUUCGUCCAGCAGGACCUCUUGAAAGGUAACCUUAUCUCACCGGUUUGCACUACGAGACCAAGCGUCAUGGGCGGUCCUUGGUCUGCCUCGACUGAGCGAAAACUGCUCCUGUGCAUGAUCGAUCCGAAAGCUACUCCUCGAUGGCAGCUGAUAGCUCAAGCAAUGGGUCCACAGUUCAGCGCUGAAGCAUGUCGCCAGAAGUACUACAAGCUGCGCAACGAGUCGGCAAAGUUGUUAGAUGAUCAGCCGGGCUCGGUGCCUUCGACGCCUACGAAACGGAAAGCACUAAAGAGUGAAGAUGAGACAAAAACGCCUCCAUCGAAGCGGGCAAGGAAGCCAAAGCGGGACCCCCUGGACGGCGAGCUGUUCUCAGAUGCCGGUAGCAGCCCAACCGAAGCAAAGACGAAUAAUGUGACGCCGGGUGCAACCAAUACUUUCCAGAACUACCACGAACCGUUCAUUCCUACGGACUUCUUCCUGCCUAUGAACAAUCAGUUCAAGGUAGGAGGGAGUGGCAGUGGCAGUGGGAGCGGGAGCGGCAACCACAGCUUCCCGCAGUGAGGGGCACAUGCAUCGCAAAAUGCACCACCCGAGCCAGAAAUCAAGGAGAGGGCGACACAAAAUGACAGGACUUCGGAUGCUUGUUAGGCUGGAAAGUGGUCUGAAAAUGGUUUCAACAGGCAGGGAUUUCGGGUGGACGAUAGGUCAGGGAGUGCAGGAUUGCUUAUACUACUGCACCAACGCGCAGCCGGGACACUGGUUCCGCUGCGGGAAGAUGCAACAGAAUGAAAUGUGUCUUUGCUUUUUCCACGGCUGGUUCCCAGCCUCCUGAAUUUCGAGAUCCAAACCGUGUAUAAACAUGUCUGCC
Messenger RNA from Exophiala dermatitidis NIH/UT8656, 1126 nucleotides. RefSeq lists its product as hypothetical. The record is from RefSeq and is a predicted model, not a curated record. The coding region runs from base 325 to 819 and encodes 164 amino acids. Lineage: Eukaryota; Fungi; Ascomycota; Eurotiomycetes; Chaetothyriales; Herpotrichiellaceae. The transcript has 2 exons.